Molecule: messenger RNA, 669 nt
Organism: Geosmithia morbida
Lineage: Eukaryota; Fungi; Ascomycota; Sordariomycetes; Hypocreales; Bionectriaceae
Product: peroxiredoxin (alkyl hydroperoxide reductase subunit C)
Exons: 2
Coding region: 1-669 (222 amino acids)
Biological process (GO): cellular oxidant detoxification; cellular response to oxidative stress; cell redox homeostasis
Cellular component (GO): cytosol; mitochondrion
Molecular function (GO): peroxiredoxin activity
Source: RefSeq, a predicted model, not a curated record
AUGGCUUCCCAGACUGCUCCUCUCCGUCUCGGCUCCGUCGCCCCCAACUUCCAGGCCGAGACCACCCAGGGCAAGAUUGACUUUCACGAGUUCAUCGGCGACAACUGGGUCAUCCUCUUCUCCCACCCCGAGGACUACACUCCCGUCUGCACCACCGAGCUCGGUGCUUUUGCCAAGCUGGAACCCGAGUUCUCCAAGCGCGGUGUCAAGUUGAUCGGUCUCUCUGCCAACACUAUCGAGUCUCACGGUGGAUGGAUCAAGGACAUUGCCGAGGUCACUGGUGGCAAUGUUUCCUUCCCUAUCAUUGGCGACAAGCAGCGCCAGGUCGCUCUCGCAUACGACAUGAUCGACCACCAGGACGCCACCAACGUCGACGAGAAGGGCAUUGCCUUCACCAUCCGCUCCGUCUUCUUCAUCGACCCCAAGAAGAAGAUCCGUACCAUCCUCUCCUACCCUGCCUCGACCGGCCGCAACGCCGCUGAGGUCCUCCGCAUCAUCGACUCGCUCCAGACCGGCGACAAGCACAGGGUCACCACCCCCAUCAACUGGGUUCCUGGUGACGACGUCAUUGUCGCCCCCUCGGUCAAAGAUGAGGAGGCGAAGACUCUUUUCCCCAACUUCCGCACUGUCAAGCCUUACCUCCGCUUCACCCCUCUCCCUAAGGCUUAA